Messenger RNA from Solanum stenotomum, 1014 nucleotides. Its product is annotated as putative disease resistance RPP13-like protein 3. The coding region runs from base 1 to 1014 and encodes 337 amino acids. The transcript has a single exon. Gene Ontology annotation, molecular function: ADP binding. Gene Ontology annotation, biological process: defense response to other organism. The record is from RefSeq and is a predicted model, not a curated record. NCBI's taxonomy places the organism in Eukaryota, Viridiplantae, Streptophyta, Magnoliopsida, Solanales, Solanaceae.
AUGGUUCCAGCAAUGGAAAGUCUUGCUAAGGAUAUGGUGGAAAAGUGUAGAGGCUUACCUCUUGCAAUUGUUGUAUUGAGCGGACUACUUUCGCAUAAAAAGGGGCUAAACGAAUGGCAAAAGGUGAAAGACUACCUUUGGAAGAACAUUAUUGAAGAUAGAUCUAUUCAAAUCUCCAAUAUACUAUCAUUAAGCUACAGUGAUUUGUCAACUGUGCUCAAGCAGUGUUUUCUGUACUUUGGUAUUUUUCCAGAAGAUCAAGUGCUCGAGGCUGAAAACAUAAUAUGGUUGUGGAUGGCCGAGGGUUUCAUACCAAGAGGAGAAGAAAGAAUGGAGGAUGUUGCUGAAGGUUUCUUGAAUGAGCUGAUAAGACGAAGCUUGGUUCAAAUGGCUAAAACAUUUUGGGAAAAAGUUACUAAAUGUAGGGUUCAUGAUUUACUCCGUGAUCUUGCCAUACAAAAGGCAUUGGAGGUAAACUUCUUUGACGCUUAUGAUCCAAGAAGCCACUCCAUAUCCUCUUUAUGUAUCAGACACGUCAUUCAUAGUCAAGGAGAAAGGUACCUCUCACUUGAUCUCUCUAACUUAAAGUUGAGGUCAAUUAUGUUCUUCGAUCCAUAUUUUCGUAAUAUGAGUCUUAAAAACUCCAGUAGUGUGUUCCAACAUCUAUAUGUGCUGUACUUGGAGAUGCGUGUUGACAAUAUGUUUUUUGUAUUAGUACCUAAUGCCAUAGGAAGUUUGUACCACCUUAAGUUCUUAAGAUUGAAAGGUCGUAUCGAUGAUCUUCCCACUUCCAUUGGCAACCUCAAGAAUCUACAGACACUUGUUAUCAAUGAGGGCAGAUACUCUUGUGAACUACCCCGCGAGACAGCUGACCUAAUAAAUCUAAGACAUUUAGUUGCUUCGUUUUCUAAACCUCUGAAACGUAUAAGCAAACUCACUAGUCUUCAGGUUCUUAAAGGCGUCCAUUGUGAUCAGUGGAAAGAUGUUGACCCUGUUGAUUUAGUCAAUCUUUGA